This is a messenger RNA of Symbiodinium sp. CCMP2456, 2265 nucleotides long. Lineage: Eukaryota; Dinophyceae; Suessiales; Symbiodiniaceae. The record is from the annotation of a GenBank genome assembly.
AUGGAGCUGCGGUUCGCCGCUCUGCGCCAGGAGAUGACCCCACUGGACGCCGCCAAGCACGGCGACCGGGAUGCCCAGGAGUUUUUCAUGGACCUCCUGGGCCAAUACUGCGAGAAUGGCAAUGUCGAAGGGGUGGAGAAGAUUGCAGAUGCGUGGUCAGGCUUUCGCAAGCUCCGUGGUGCCAGCGAGGCGGCUGUGAUUGCUGCCAGGCACGGCCAGCACGAAAUCCUCGAGGUGAUGGUAAAGGCAGAGUUCCGGCUCCGCGUGGACAAGAACGACCGCGAGAUCAACCCGCUGAUGAUGGCGCUCCGCAAAAGUGACUGGCACUGCAUCGAACCGCUCAUCCCACUGGCGCUGGACAACGGCUUCGCCACCAGCCUUCUUCAAGACGGCAUGGAGCAGCUCGUCGUCGAUGGUGACACUGACACGUUGACCGACUUGGCGACCAACUACCACAUACCAGGCAACGCCAAGCUGCUUUGCAGGGCAGCGCUUCUCAAGGACAAGGCCAAAGAGGUGUUCGACGUCCUGGCAGCCAGCAUGAAGGGUGAAAGCUUCAACCGAGUCUCCACGGUGGAGGUUGAUUUGAAGGAGAUGGACGAUAAACCGGGAUGGGAGGACUCGGCACCCAUCCACAUCGUAUGCCAGGUGGAGGAGGCUGAGAUGGCGAAGGCUUUUGUCGAGUUCCUGAUGGGGAAGAAGGUGGAUGUAUCGAAGUGGGGAAAGAAACUCAGCGAGAAGAAGCACUCCACACGCCUUCCUCUCCAUUACGCGGCGGAGAACAAGAAUCUCGACAGCGAGACCGUGAAGAUGGUGGCUGAGGCCUACCCAGCUGCGCUCUUUCAGCCUGUGGGCGGCAAGGCCAGACGGAAACUGCCUGUGAAAUGCGCGAGCCACAGCGAGAAGACCGGGCGAAUGUUGGAGGAGCUCAUGUACCAGCACGUCUGCGACGUCUGUGACCAGGUCAGCACGGAGAAGAUCGCGGAUGUCUUGAACCUGAUGAGGCUGGCCACGGAGUUCGAGAAGAUCCGCACGAUCAGCCCACGUGAGCUGGACAGGGGCCGAGCUACAGACAUGGUUUCUCGGGCCUUCGACAAGGUCAUCCGGCACUUGAAAGAUCAGAGCGAGGCCGUCGAGCGGCAAUUUGUGGAGGAGGCCAUCAGCUUCGCUGAGGCGAACCCUCGAGUGGAUCUCGGCCGUGAGACGGGGACCAAAGUGGAGGUCCAGUCCAUCAGCAAGAUGGGCGAAGUGCUGAAGAGCGAUUUCUGGGAGCUCUUGAAGUUGGUGAACAGCGGCAAGGAGGGUGACGAGGAGACGGCAAAGGCAGUCAACGACCUGAUCAAAGUGCCGGAGUUAGAAGAGCUUCUGACCCAGGAGAUCGCCGCGAGGCUGAAAUGGGCAGCGGCGGCUUGUGACUCUGGCGAGGAUUCCGUCACUGACAAGCUGAAGACCUCAGAUGCGGUCAGGUAUGCCCUUUUCGUGCUGGCUGGAUUGAUCUCCAUCUCCAAGAAGCGCACGAGCGCGGAGGAGUCCGACGAUGAAGCGAGAAACCCACAGAGGCCGGAAGCUGCAGCAAGUUUGGCUGCCACGGCACUGGAGACUUCCGGCGAGGACUUGGGGAAGGUUGCCGCUUGGUACUGCAAAGAGCUGCAGCUUCCAGAAGCUUGGAAUGUCAUCGGCCUCCUGCGAGAAGGUCUUUCAGGGGGUGGCCUCACGGACAUCCUUUUCUCCGGUGGAGACCUAGUCAUCAAGAAAGAGGUGCCCAAGGACCACGUUUGGUUCCAGUGGGCCGAAGGCCUUUUCGAUGCAACGUUCCUCCACAUCUACACCCGGGACCGUCACGGCGAGAAUGUUCCUGAUGCCCUGCGUGUCAAAGACAUGCAACAGGUGUUUAACUGCGGCAGCUGGGGAGAGUACGCGCGGCGGCGACAGAGCGUGCAGGAGGACCUUUUCAACAAAGGCGCAGCAUGGAUGGAAGAGUUGAAGACAGACCCUUGUACAAAAGGUGAAAUCCCAAGCUGGCAUUUGUCUGGUGAGAAGUCAGUCGCUAAUGAGCACUGGCUUUACCACGGCACUUCUCUGGCUGGGGAGGAGGGGAUCACGGAAGGACGCGUCCUCAGACUCCGCUCGUUCAAGCCCGUAGUACUGAAGCUAUGGGCCAUGGGUUGGUCGUCAACCAUCGACUGCCGCAUUGAAGCCAAGAACGCAUUAAUUAGGUUCCCAAGCAGGGCCGACGUAUGUCUUUUUGCGUGUUUGGCAGGCUGA